AUGGUUGCAGCUCCCACACUUAUUGCACUACAAAGAGGGCUUAUUCUACCACCAACCACAGAUCUGUUUGAGACUGUUUGCUAUUCUGAAGUGAAGCUCGUCGAAGAAGGUUCUCAAAACCCGUCAUUGUGGCUAACUGUAACACAUAAACGAAAUUUGAGCCAUUCUUUCCAUUCGCUUUCCACCAUGGUCCCUUCCUUACUCCCGACGUCCGCACCUUUGUGGAAACGCUGGAAUCGCCGGCGCAAACCCAGUACAAGAAAAGCUGAUGAUACAUCGCCACUACUUCAUCCGGGAAUGCCACCGAACGUAUCCUGGUGGAAUUCGCCGCUUCUCGACGAAAAUUCCUUCAUACCGGUGUUUCCAGAGAGUCUCCAAGAAGCUGAGAGUCUGGAAGCACAAUGGGACCGCCUUGAUCGUCUAGAUGGAAUCGCGGGGAAACGAUUUCAGAAUAAAAAUGGAAAAAACAAACAAGCAUCGUGUCGACCACCACUCACUCGAGCUCCGCAAAUUCACGGGCUCGACUCCAAGAGUUAUGAAACGACCGAAACCGAGGACGACUCACAAUCGGAACGUAGCGUUGAAACACCUCUAGUACCUACAGCGAUUCGCUGGGCCGAUCAUCACAACUUGCCUCUGGCCAAAACACACGUUCUGAAUCUGCACGGUGGCCAACAUCGUUUGGUUAUAUUGCUCAUUCAUCCGAUCGCGCGGAAGUUUGAGUUCUUACACGUUGAAUACGACGUCUCCCAGAGACUUACCGUAGGUGGGAUUCUGCAGCAGAUUCCUCAUUUAGCUUCCAGCAAAUGGUUUCGGCCGUUGCACUUCACCGCACUUUACCACUCCCGGACGGGUUCGGCUACAAAUGACGGCGAGAAAAGUACGAGCCAUCAUAGAUCUUCAUGUACUGAACUUAUUCAUAUUGUGACGUGCCAAGACUAUGACUUUGCUUGGAAUGAGAUAUUAAUUGCGGUCGCGGAUACCUUCGAAGCCUCCGUGGUAACGGAGCAAGCCUCUCAGCUACUUCUCAACGCCCCGUUGCGUAAAGCUGUACGGAAGGCCAAGUACACUGGGCGAGCAUUGCAACAGCUAAAACCGGAUAGCAAAUCAACCAACCUGUCGCGACAGCUUGAUGCAAUCGAAAAGCUAGCGUUAUCGUGGGAUCAUAUACCCGACUUUGAUGCACUGAAGUCGGUUCUGCACAACGCGUUUGAUUUGUUCUGUAAUCCUGCCAAAUAUCAGGUGCUGGAUGUUUUUGAUGAUCUGUCUAUUUUAUCUGUUUCUAUUGAUGAUCACGAAUUCCGAUGA
Molecule: messenger RNA, 1308 nt
Organism: Phaeodactylum tricornutum CCAP 1055/1
Lineage: Eukaryota; Bacillariophyta; Bacillariophyceae; Surirellales; Neidiaceae
Exons: 1
Coding region: 1-1308 (435 amino acids)
Source: RefSeq, a predicted model, not a curated record